AUCCAGCCGGAUUGUAAACAAACCAGAACAAUCAGGCACCGGUUUUUGGUAUUAUUUUAAAAUGGAUGCAGUCUACGAUGUAUGUGUGUGUGGAACUGGCCUGAAGGAGAGUAUCCUUAGUGGAUUGCUUUCGCAAAGUGGGAAGAAGGUUCUGGUCAUGGACAAGAAUGGAUACUACGGAGGAGAAGCAGCUUCACUCAAUCUUACAAAUCUUUACAAACGUUUCCGACCAGGAGAAGAACGGCCAGACAGCUAUGGGCCAAAUCGUGAUUGGAAUGUAGAUCUUAUACCCAAGUUCGUACUAGCUGGAGGAACACUAGUUAAAAUAUUGAAGGCCACAGAAACAUCACACUAUCUCGAAUGGCAAGUGCUAGAUGGCAGCUAUGUAUACCAACAUCAAAAGGCGACAUUAUUUUACGAUGAAAAGUUCAUUCAUAAAGUUCCAGCAACGGAUAAGGAAGCCUUGCAGUCACCAUUAAUGGGAUUUUUCGAAAAGACUAGGUGUCAUAAUUUCUACAGAUUUGUUGCACAAUUUGAUCAUACUAACCCAGAAACAUGGAAAGGACUCAACCCAUUCAAGGACAGUAUCAGGGCAUACUAUGACAAAUAUGGACUCGAAGAAAAUACAGUAGAUUUCCUGGGACAUGCAGUCGCUCUACACACAUGUGAUGACUAUAUGAAUGAACCAGCAUAUUUUAGCAUCAUGAAAAUGAAGUUGUACAUGAACUCAUUGAUGAGAUUUGGGUCAUCACCCUUCAUAUACCCCGUAUACGGACUAGGAGGUAUACCGGAAGCAUUCUCAAGAAGAUGUGCCAUCUACAACGGUACUUACAUGCUCAAUAAACCGAUUAAUGGAUUUGAAUUCGACGAUGAAGGUAAAGUGUGUGCUGUAAAAACAGCCGAAGGAGAAGUAGCCAGAUGCUCCAUGGUCGUUUGUGAUCCUACAUACGUAGUUGACACAUUGCCGCAUAAGGUAAAAAGUGUAGGAAAAGUUAUCAGGUGCAUUUGUAUACUUAGCCAACCCAUACCCGGAACUAAUGACGCAUCGUCUUGCCAAGUUAUCAUCCCACAAAAGCAACUCAAUAGAAAACACGACAUUUAUAUCACACUUGUCUCCCAUUCACAUGGCGUAGCAGCAAAGGGGAAAUAUAUCGCUCUCAUUUCGACAACAGUGGAAACAGCUAACCCUGAAAGGGAAAUACAGCCGGCACUAAAACUCAUUGGAAACAUAGACGAAAAGUUCGUCCAAGUAUCCGAAAUAUACGUACCUACUGAAGAUGUGGUCAAAGAUAACAUAUUCGUAUCGGAGUCCUAUGAUGCAACUUCGCACUUUGAAUCUGCGUCAAAUGAUGUGCUUAAGAUGUAUCGCGCUAUUACAGGCAAGGAGCUGGACCUGAAUUCUGUAGACAACGGAAACGAUUCCGAAUAGGACGCAAACAAUUCGUAAAUGCAACUACUGUA
This is a messenger RNA of Babesia bovis T2Bo, 1461 nucleotides long. RefSeq names its product putative Rab GDP dissociation inhibitor (rabGDI) alpha. Gene Ontology annotation, cellular component: cytoplasm. Gene Ontology annotation, molecular function: Rab GDP-dissociation inhibitor activity. The transcript has 6 exons. The record is from RefSeq and is a predicted model, not a curated record. The coding region runs from base 62 to 1429 and encodes 455 amino acids. Gene Ontology annotation, biological process: vesicle-mediated transport; small GTPase-mediated signal transduction; protein transport. NCBI's taxonomy places the organism in Eukaryota, Apicomplexa, Aconoidasida, Piroplasmida, Babesiidae.